AUGACUGAGUAUGUAGAGGCAAACGCUGGAGAUUGGACGAACAACACUGAUCGUGCGGCCGAAGAAAAUAGUGGAAGUUCCACGGGCGCGGCGGAGGGAGGGAUACAGCUGACAGGAGUAACUUUUUUGAGCCCGUCUGAUUAUAACAUGCAGUAUGUGACAGAUGACAACGCGGACGGUUACGAACCGUCCUUUUUAGCAGCAUCCCACGCGGACAAUGGCAUGGAAGAUGCUGGGUGUAGCGAUGUUCAACCACCAUGCAAAUACUGCUCAUUUUUUAAAUAA
Gongylonema pulchrum is the source of this 285-nucleotide messenger RNA. The record is from the annotation of a GenBank genome assembly. Lineage: Eukaryota; Metazoa; Nematoda; Chromadorea; Rhabditida; Gongylonematidae.